AUGUUGCCACCCUUAGGCAAUCUAAGUCUCCCACGACCACAAACUCCGCCACCUGGACCUGAUCCUUCCUUCCCACUGACAGAUCGAUGUCUCCUUUUGGAAUUGCCACGUGAACUGCGGGAUUUGAUCUACGAGCAUGCUCUGGUUCACAACUACGGUCUCAUCACGGCACCGGACUACCACCUAGCGGAUAAGUUUUUUGUGUGUAAUCAUGAGGGCGAAAAACUUGGAGAUGAGAAUCCCAAUCAACUUCAACACGUCUGCCACCAGCUUUACGUUGAGACCAGGGGUAUCAUUUUCAAGGUCAACGACCUAAUCUUCAAGGGUGAAUCACGCGCUGCUGAACGGAUAUACGGCCCUGUCAGCAAAAACAUCGUUUCAGGCGUGGACCAUUUCCUGAUGUUCUUCCUACGAUAUGGAACGCUACGCCUACUCUCGUCGAAAAGGGCGAUCGUUCAGUACGAGAGGUCUGUCAAUAAACCGGCUGAUAUCUUCAAUUUUCUCGCCGACCGUUCGCUACUCUCUACAAUCUGCCGUCAGAAUCCAGACAUGACGGUCAUCGUUCGAUUCCGAUAUAUAGGGACCACGCAUCUAAAAGCUGCAGAAUAUUUCAAGUUCACGAACAUCUAUAGCCUGCUUUUUCGGGGUUCUCUAGUACACAAAUCACUUCCCCUACGGUAUCCGCAAUUUGUCCUGCCAAUGGCUAAAUUUCUGGCCCAACAGGUAGUUGACAUACACUUACCAGCGAAUCUCCGUUUAUCACUCAUGUGCGAGAAGAAGUUCAGUGUUUCGGGUCUACGUCAGGAUAUUCUCCGUGAUACUGAGUCCUUUCAAUUGGAAAACACGACUUCUGCUCAGAUCGAGGAUCUUUUGGCAAUUGCGAAGAAGGCUUUCGAGGAUGGUCUCUAA
This is a messenger RNA of Cucurbitaria berberidis CBS 394.84, 909 nucleotides long. RefSeq lists its product as uncharacterized. The transcript has a single exon. Bases 1 to 909 code for a protein of 302 amino acids. NCBI's taxonomy places the organism in Eukaryota, Fungi, Ascomycota, Dothideomycetes, Pleosporales, Cucurbitariaceae. The record is from RefSeq and is a predicted model, not a curated record.